Molecule: messenger RNA, 1434 nt
Organism: Chlorella variabilis
Lineage: Eukaryota; Viridiplantae; Chlorophyta; Trebouxiophyceae; Chlorellales; Chlorellaceae
Exons: 8
Coding region: 1-1434 (477 amino acids)
Molecular function (GO): glycosyltransferase activity
Source: RefSeq, a predicted model, not a curated record
AUGCGAGCAGGCAGGGUGCUGGUGCUGUGGUUGGCUCUGCUGGCGCUCCUCGCGCGUUCGGGGUGCGCGGAGAAGGCCUGGACGGAGUGGUAUUGGAGCAAAUUCGAUCCAGACGCAGUGGCAGCUACCACUUUUGACAAGGCAGACGACUUCUUGAUAUCCCGGAACCUGUGGUUCCACGUGCAGCGCUUCUUCGCAGUGCUGGACGCGUCAGACCUGGACAAGUAUGGCGGCGGUGACGGCAGCGCCACCAGCGCGGCCACCAGCGCCGACAUCCCCUUCAGCCAGAACAUCGCGGUGGGCAAGACGCCCUUCACCAACGUGUCGGCCCACUACCACAACAUCCGGGCGGGGGUGCUGCUGGGCACCUGCCUCUGGGUCGACUUCCCCUUCCCCGCCUUCCCGGAGAACAUGGGGCACUGGGCAGAGGUGCUGGCACCCAUCUACAGCGCGCUGACCAAUGCCAGCUGGCGCCAGCGUGCGCCCGACUCGGAGGGCUACCUCCGCGCCGUCAUCUUCCCCAAUCUGCGCCGAGAGCAAGUGCAGGGCCUGAGCUGGGUGAUGGACAUGCUGCGCCUGACGCUGCGGCCGGGGCUCAAGGAGGGGCAGGCCCUGCCGCGCCUGCUGUUCUUUGACGAGCUGGCCAGCCUCAACGCCACCAGCUGGCUGGGCUUUGAGCGCGUGCUGCUGGUGCACAACAGGUACACGCUGCCCAGCGGGCGUAGCGGCUUUGUGACCAAGGCGCACACGGACGCGUUCCGGGAAGCAGCAUAUGCAGCCGCCAACAUCACCUACGGCGGCCCCGCCUGGUCCGCGGGCCUGGCGCCCCCCGUCAUCACCUACCUCAUGGCCAUGAACCACGAGCCCGUGGUGAACAACGGCGAGGUGCUGGGCGCGCUGCGCGACGUGGGGCGCGCCCUGGGCCUGUCGGUGCGCCCCUACAGCGUCACCCCCGGCGCCGCCUUCCCCUCCUUUGUCGCCUCCAUGGCCAACACGGGGGUGCUGGUGGCGCGGCACGGCCCGCUGCUGGCCAACGCCAUGUUCCUGCCGCCCGGGGCCGUGGUGCUGGAGCUGCUGCCCUACAACUGGGAGUGGCGCGGCAUCAGCGAGAUCUACGUCAACCUGACGCGCAGCGUGGGCGCGGUGCACCACUUCGCCUGGAAGGCCAACAGCAGCGAGUGGGUGAUGUACCUGGAGGCUGAGGAUGCCAAGUACUCUCACUGGAAUGCAGAGGAGUGCUCCAGCAGGUACUGCCUGGAGGCGCACGCGCGGGCGGGCAUGGUGGUGGACACCGAGGCCAUCAAGGCGCUGCUGCUGGACCUGCUGCCUCGCACGCUCAAGGGGGCCAGCGUGGCGGAGCUGGCGCUGCGGUACCCCUGGCCCAAGGGCAGCGGCCGUGACGGCGGCGGCACGGGGCUGUGGUGGGACGUGUGA